Molecule: messenger RNA, 3233 nt
Organism: Cyclopterus lumpus (lumpfish)
Lineage: Eukaryota; Metazoa; Chordata; Actinopteri; Perciformes; Cyclopteridae
Gene: polr3e
Product: polymerase (RNA) III (DNA directed) polypeptide E
Exons: 21
Coding region: 230-2293 (687 amino acids)
Biological process (GO): DNA-templated transcription
Cellular component (GO): nucleus; RNA polymerase III complex
Source: RefSeq, a predicted model, not a curated record
UGUCUGUGGAGCAGUCAACAUGGUACCGACACCGACAGACUUCAGCUGCCCGACCUAGGACACUACUUCUCCUCCUCACGCAGCACAUUUCUGGACUUUUCAGACACUAAUGAGAAAGCGAAAACUUUAGAGUGACGUGUGCAGAGUGUGUCAUGGUCACCAGGUUGGAUCUCUGAGAUCUGCUGCUCCGGCUUCAUCUCCUCUCCCCUCCUCGUCUGUCCACAUCAAUAUGGCCAGCGGGGAUGAGGAUGACCCCAUUAUAGAGGAGAUCGAUGUGUAUCUUGCCAAAAGCCUUGCAGAUAAGCUGUAUCUUUUCCAGUACCCUGUCCGACCAUCCACUAUGACCUAUGAUGAUGUCAACCACUUGACAGCUAGGAUCAAACCCAAGCAGCAAAAGGUGGAGUUGGAAAUGGCCAUCGACUCAUUGAGUCCAAACUACUGUCGCAGUAAAGGGGAGCAGAUCGCCCUGAAUGUGGACGGCACGGUUUAUGACGAAACCAACACCUAUUCAGCGAAAGUGAUGGAUAAGCAGUCCUUCACCUCCAUCCAGGCCACCACCAACACCUCCAGAUAUGCUGCUGCUGUGUUUCGUAAAGGUGAGCUUCACGUCACACCUCUGACGGGAAUCCUCCAGAUGAGACCGAGCUUCUCUUACCUGGACAAGGCUGACACCAAAACCAGAGAGAGGGAGGCGGCCAAUGAAGGUGGAGAUUCCUCCCAGGAUGAGGCUGAGGAGGACGUCAAGGCCAUCACGGUGAGGUUUUCUCGACCCGAGUCGGAGCAGGCGCGGCAGAGGAGGUUCCAGUCGUACGAUUUCCUCCAGAAGAAGCAGGCGGAGGAGCCCUGGGUUCACCUGCACUACCACGGUGUCAAGGAUGGGCGCUCGGAGCAUGAAAGGCAGUACCUGUUCUGUCAGUCCGGCGACACCUCCGAGAACUCUGAGCUGGUCAAAACUCCUAAGGAGUACCUGGCAAUGCUGAUGCCCCCUAUUGAAGAGGAAAAAUUUGUAAAACCAGUUGGUCCCAGUAAUGUGCUCUCCAUGGCUCAACUCCGCACUCUGCCACUGGGAGAGCAAGUCAAGACCCUGAUGAAGAACGUCAAGGUGAUGCCGUUCGCUAACCUGAUGGGCCUGCUCGCCUCUGGCACUGACUCCACUGCAGCGCUGCGCUGCAUCCAACAGGUGUCGCUGUUGGUUCAGGGCAACUGGGUUGUCAAGAGCGAUGUUCUGUAUCCCAAAAACACCUGCAGUCCUCACAGUGGCGUCCCUGCUGAAGUGCUCUGCCGUGGCCGAGACUUUGUGAUGUGGAGGUUCACUAUGGAGCGAUCUGUGAUGAGGAAGGAGAUUGCAGCCAUCAUCAAACUUCCUCCAGAAGAUGUGAAGGAGUUCCUCGAGCAUGUGGCCGUUCCUCGAGUCAACCGGGGCUGGGAGUUCCUGCUGACUACUGAUGCAGAAUUCAUUAAGAAACACCCCGACAUUGCUCACAGGCAACACAUGCUGUGGCUCGGCAUCCAGAGCAAGUUGGAAAAGGUCUUUAACUUCUCCAAAGAAGACUUCAAGUCAAAGAAUCCCCCGUCGCCUGAGCCUGUACACGUCAGCGGGGAGGAGCGUCUGAAGGUGGCUCACGAGCGCGCUCACGGAAAUAAGUCGUCCCUACAGAAGGACCUGGACGGCAGGCGGGCAGGAAGCAGCGUCCAGGUCAAACAGGAACCCGUCAGCGACAGAGAAGACGAACCGAUGGACACCGCCUCCUCCUCCUCCAUCCCCAACGGUUCUGUCAAUGGGCACCCCGGUGCCACCUCCCCCGCCUUCGAUCACACCAACGGUACCGCCGGGGACGCGUCGUCCCAGGAGCUGCAGGACUUUGUGAUAAAGACUUUCAAGAAGCAUUUUGUACUGACGCUGAACGAGUUCAAGAGGCUGUUGAGCCUCCACCUGGCCUCCAUGCCGGUGGGCCGGAGCGUCUUCCCCUCCAUCUCGGACCACAUGCUACAGGACGCGAUACUGCUCUGCCAGUGCAAACAGAUACUGGUGCCUUUUCCUGCUCAGUCCACAGCAGCCCCCGAUGAGCAGAAGGUGUUUGGUUUGUGGGAGACUGGACAGGAAUUCGACAAGCAUCGUCGGCUGCUGUAUGACCUUUUCAGCAAGAACUACCGCAUCAGGAGGAACGCGGUCCAUGCCAAACUGUCUCAGGAGUUCGGAGACACCCCGAAGGCGGACGUUGACCGGCUGCUCCAUGAGUGCUGCAUCAGCCACGCGGGGAUGUGGUACCUGAAGGGAACGAUCCAGUCCUGACGCUGAGAGCAUGCCCGCCCUCCCCUCAUCGACAGCCAAUCAAAUCCUCUCUCGGGUGUCUAGUGGGAGGGCAUCCAUAGAGAUGAGAGCCAAUCACAAUCACAGCUCGCCCAGCUCUGAGGGGCGGGGCGAUUGGAGGACAAAAGAUGUCAGCCGCCUGCUCGGAACAUGAAGCUUUUUCUCGGUUCAGCUGAAGCAUAUCUGACAUUAACACGAGCACUCUGAUGUAGCGCGGAGGAUAGAAACUCCUCGCAUCCUCUCAAUAAGAGUGUCUGAUGGGUAAAUUAUGAACAUAAAAAAAUGAAGAUAUAGCAAGAUAUAUAAAUAAACGGUUUAUAAGUAGAGUUUGGGAUUUCUUUUCUUUCUUUUGGACCUCACGUUUGAAUAUUUUGUAAAUAAACGUUUUCCAGAUAAGGAUGGAGUUCACCAUCUAAUGCAACGUGGCUGAAAAUCCUUUAAUUUUACUCCUCAAUUUAUACAUUUUGCCAGAGGAAGCGGGUGUUUUACUUUAUAGUAUCAACAACAAAGCAAACCUUGUUUAUACGCCCUGAAUGGUCCUUUCCUCCAUCUUUGAGCCGACUUGUUUAGAGUAUUAACUCCACGCUCAAUACGCAAUUGAAAGAGUUGAGCUUUACGAUUGAAUGUGACGGUUGCUUUAUUAAAACGCAUGGAGGCGCUUGGGGAAACGUUGCCAAAUUCAUGAGUCGGCAAAACUGAAACGUAAAGAGGGGGAGAGAUAUGCAAAAAGUCCCCUGAUGUCAUUUUGCUCACAUGGUACACCUGAAGCCUCUGGAUAUGUGUGCACCUGGAGACAUGGUCCUCAAACUAGAGGGAGGAGUGGAUUAAAUGGCUGAUGUUGUUUUCUGUACAGAGUUUGAAAUGGUUUUCUUUUGAGAGAGACUGAUUUUGAUGACUGACAAUAAAGAUGCAAUGUUGAAUA